AACAAAGUGGGUGGCGCCAAAGCUUGACAACAAAGCGGCUGUUUAAUGUCGGAAUCAGGGCAACGGUUCAGAGUUGAACUUUUUAGCUCUGGAUAAACCCGAGGCUGUGAAAUCAGAUUUGACUUAAAUCUGAUCCUCUAUGAAGCGGAGCUGAAGCCAACAUGGCUGCGAAGUCUGACAAACUUCUCAUCGUAGUUUCCAUUCUGGAAGGUCGAAAUUUUCCAAAGAGCUCCCGCCUCAGUCUGGUGGUUCAGGCGAGCUUCGAUGGAGAACAGCUGGAAACGGACCCGGUGGAGCACAGAGAGCAGCCCCAGUUCAACACUGAGCUGGCCUGGGAGCUGGACCGCAAGACGCUGCAUCAGCACAGGCUGCAGCGAACUCCCAUCAAGCUCCAGUGUUUCGCUCUGGACUCCGCCAGCCAGCGGAAGGAGAACGUGGGCUACGUGGUUCUGGACCUGCGAUCCGUCCCAGAGGUCCGGCAGGAGCCGCGCUGGCAUCAGCUGCUCAACAGUAAAUACACCAAACAGAGAGCGGCGCUCCUCGUCGGCGUCGUCCUGGAGAACGACUCCAAGGCUGCGGAGCCGUCGCCUGAUAAAUUCAGAGCCAAGAAGGCCCCGCCCCGACAAGGUCCCGCCUCCGUCAGCAACCUGCUCCCUGAGAAGCUGCAGGCCCAGCUGGUCCCAGACCAGGGCUACCAUCAGGUGGGGCCGGCGGAGCGCUGCAGCGACAUGUUUAUCCUCUCUGUCACCGUGGCCUUCGCUACCAAACUGGAGCAGCUGAUUCCCAGCACAAAGAAACUGUUGGCGGAGGACUCUGGUUUCUUCUUCUACUACACUCUCCUGGGGAAUGACAUCACCAGCGAGCCUUUCCACAACCUGCUGAGUCCAGACUUCGAGCCGGAGCGCGCCUCUGUGCGAAUUCGUAGCAGCAAACGGCUCCUCCGGGCCUUCCUGUGGCAGCAGCCCUGCCUACAGAUCCACCUGUGCUAUGGGGAUCGUUCCCUGGGCAGCACCGACGUCCCGCUCUCUGGUCUGGCUGAUGGUUCUGAACACCUGGAGGAGAAGGCCGCCACAGUGGAGGGAGCGUUCGUCGUGAGGCCUCCCAGACGCUCCCAGCUACCGCCGCUGCCUGCAGACCAGCAGCCUACGGUCGGAGUGGCCGUUACUCUGAGGAGGGAGGAGCCUCGGCCCCCAACGCAGCACAGGAAGGAGCCCCGGCCCCAAACGGACCUGGAGCCUCCAACUCAGACUCCGGGGUACAAAGAUCCCAGCAGACGUCCAUCUCUCGGCGUCCCUCCUGCUCAGAGUCCGUCUCCGGUCCAGAAUCCUCCUGAAUCCUCUCCUCCUCUUCCUCCUCCUUCCUCUCGUACAGAGAGCGAAGCGGAGAGCCUUCCGGAGGAGGCGGAGCUCCACAGGAAGCAGGCAGCAGCUGAUCUCAGCAGACCUGCAUCUGACAGCGCGGCAGCUGAGCGUCCUCCUGUGGACGCCGAUGGUGGAGGACCUGGAGCUCCUCCUGAGGGCGGAGCUUCAUCAGUCAGCGUCUCCGCUCCCAAGGUGUCCAUCCCGUCCUCUGCCCAUCACUACUGCUUCUCUCUGGACCUGCGCAGCCUGGGGAAGCUCUCCCUGCCUCACCCCAUCGCCGCCACGCUCAGGUACUCGUACCAGUUCUUCGGCAGCUCGGCUCCCAUCGUGACCAACCCCCCGGUGGAGCUGCAGAGGAACAUGGAGGCGACUCCGCCUCAGUCCUACUGCGCCUUCGACUUCGCGGCGCUGCCACACCAGCUGCAGGAGACCUUCCUGAGGGUUCCCCUGGUGGUGGAGCUGUGGGACCGAGGCUCCGCCAGCAGAGACGAGCUGAUGGGAGUCGCCUCCAUCCAGCUGCAGCGCCUCCUCAGCUCAGAGAAGACCAGGCUGGCCGGAGCGCCGGGGGAGCCCAGCUGGAGACGGACCCACCGGGACCGGGUCCCUGUGGUCCACCCGCAGCGGCCCACAGAGGCGGUGGCUGAGCUGAGCUACGAGGCGACGCUGGAGGACCUGGGCUUCGUCAGAGCCAAGCAGGUCCUGCUGUCGGACUCCUCACAGAACGAACGUCCAACCGUCCCUCAGUUCGCUUCUCACCCUGCAGCCCCAAAACGGACCAUUCAGGGGCCCCCAGCGGCUCCCGUCACAACCAGAGACACCCUGGAGUACCAAGCUGCCCUGGAGCUGGAGAUGUGGAAGGAGGAGCAGGAGGACCUGUUUGAUGAUCAGCUGCGGCAGAAGGAGCUGAGGCACAUGCAGGCGCUGGCCGAGGAGUGGAGGAAGAGGGACAGAGAGAGGGAAGCUCUGGUCAACAAGAAGGAGCUGGAGUUCAACCUGCUGGAGGAGAAGCUUCAGAAGACUCUGUCUGAUCUGGAGAAGAGGGAGAAACAGCUGGCUGAGGCGGAGCUGCAGACUCAGCGGCUGCAGAGGGAGCUGCGAGUGGAGCACGACCUCACCCAGAAGGAGCUGCAGGAGGCCAGCAGGAGGGUGCAGAGGGAGUGUGACCACCGGGUGACGUUGGAGAGGGAGAAGGUCCAUCUGAUGGAGGAAGAGCGAAGCCGGCUACUGCAGCAGAUCGCAGACGGAGAGACUCGCUACAAACAGCUGGAGAAAGAGUUCCAGCUGUACAGGGAGCAGCAGAACGUGCGACCAGAGCUCCGCCUGCAGUCCGAAAUCAACCUGCUGACUCUGGAGAAGGUGGAGCUGGAGAGGAAGCUGGAGUCCACCACCAAGUCCAAGCUUCACUACAAGCAGCAGUGGGGCCGCGCCCUGAAGGAGCUCGCUCGCUUUAAACAGAGGGAGCAGGAGAACGCCGUGGCUCGUCUGAAGAAGCAGCAGGCGGAGCUGGAGGCCAUGAGGCUGCGUUACCUAGCAACCGAGGAGAAGGAGGCGGUGCGGCAGGACCGGAAGGAGCUGGACCAGAUCAGGAACCAGCUGAACAGGUUAAAAAAGCAGGAAGAAGAGAGGUUAGGCCCCACCCCCGUAGAGCCAGGCCCCGCCCCCAGCCUGAAUGAGAGCUCAGAGGAGCACCUGAGCCGCCUGCUGGAGGAGAGGGACACGCUGCUGAGGACCGGGGUCUACACGCACCAGGACCGGAUCGUAGCGGAGCUGGACCGGCAGAUCCAGGACGCCAUGAGGGACAGGAGGCUCUGACGGCCGCUGUGCGGUCCGAUCGGACCGGCCGGCCGGGUCCGGCGGAGGGUCAGAUCACCUGCAGAUUAACCAGCAAACCGAACCUGAUCCAACUUCAGGUUUUAUACCACUGGACUCGGACUGGGUCAGCAGCAUCUGGUUCUAGAGGUUCUUCCAUCCAGCAGAUCCUCAGAGGAAAAUAGCGGUUCUGAUCCGGCCAGAGAGCCACGGCGGUUCUGAUAAUAACAGCCGAUGUUCUCCUGAAUAAGCAGCACAGACCGUUGAAGGUUUGUUCUUCACUAAAACCUUCCAUCCAGCUAACGGGUUUCCUUUGCUUCUGGGUCGGAACCAGAACCUAAGGAAAAUGAGAAUCCAGUAAAAGAUCAGAGCUGCAGAAGAACUUUGUUAAUAGAACAGGACCGGGUUAGUGGACAGAAAAAAUGUUCUGCUAGAACUUCCUGAUUAUGUUCUGGUCCAGAUUAGUCCUUCAUUCCUGAAUGAAUAUAAACUCGGACUCGUUCAGUCCGAGUCUUUUCGCUCCAGGUUAAAGGAUUCCAGCUCUGUGCUCAUUCUGCAGCGGGUGGAUGGACCCUCUGCUCACCUGGACCGGAACCACAGGGUCACAAAGUCUCACAGAAAAAUGUUUUUAUUUAUGGAUCCAAAUGGAUCUGUGAAAAUGUUGGUUCUGGUUCUGAUCCCAGAAAUCCAACAUUUUGGGAGCUUCUGUUACAAAAACCAACUGGAAUUCACAGCAUUGAAGCAGCGGGUCAGGGAGCAGAACCUCCGGGGUACGGACCUCUGGGGGGGCCAGAAGGAACCUCUGGGGGGCAGACGGAUCCUCCGGGGGACGGACCUCUGGGGGG
This is a messenger RNA of Cyprinodon tularosa, 4015 nucleotides long. RefSeq names its product centrosomal protein of 120 kDa. The transcript has 19 exons. Gene Ontology annotation, biological process: interkinetic nuclear migration; positive regulation of centriole elongation; centrosome cycle. The coding region runs from base 162 to 3173 and encodes 1003 amino acids. Gene Ontology annotation, cellular component: centrosome; centriole. NCBI's taxonomy places the organism in Eukaryota, Metazoa, Chordata, Actinopteri, Cyprinodontiformes, Cyprinodontidae. The record is from RefSeq and is a predicted model, not a curated record.